This is a messenger RNA of Penicillium psychrosexuale, 2034 nucleotides long. RefSeq lists its product as uncharacterized. Gene Ontology annotation, cellular component: nucleus. Gene Ontology annotation, biological process: regulation of DNA-templated transcription; DNA-templated transcription. The record is from RefSeq and is a predicted model, not a curated record. The coding region runs from base 1 to 2034 and encodes 677 amino acids. The transcript is spliced from 4 exons. Gene Ontology annotation, molecular function: zinc ion binding; DNA-binding transcription factor activity, RNA polymerase II-specific; DNA binding. NCBI's taxonomy places the organism in Eukaryota, Fungi, Ascomycota, Eurotiomycetes, Eurotiales, Aspergillaceae.
AUGGCGACUCCCCGCCGUAAUGGUCAAUUAUCAUCAUGUGAGCCAUGUCGCACCUCAAAGUUGCGAUGCGAUCAUACAAGUCCCAUCUGUGGACGCUGUGAGCGCCGCGGUCUUCACUGUACCUAUCACCCAGCACCAUUAACGCAGUCACUCACUGGAACACGCCCUUCCAAAAAACGCCGCGUUGUGUGCGAAUCAGAUACCCCUAGUAAUAUCAGUCGACUGCACAAUGAGACCGAUUUCUGGACUCGGAAAAAAGCAUCAGUCUCGGCCCCGGGAUUUCUAGGGCAAACUAGUUACUGCGAUGCGUUCACGGAUACGAGAAAUGGACCUCAUGACGGAUUUCCGUACCUCACAGGCCAUGAUAACUUUCCAGUUGACCCAAAGCGGAUCAAUCUCGGUGCCCGGGUCUUAGCGCUUCUAGAGAAUCUUCCAUUCUAUAGGGAUGUGGUCUCCGCUCGAUUCAAGAUAUGGAGUGGAUGGAGUCUCGGUUGGCCAGUCACGAACAUGGUUUUUACUCUCGUUGAGAAGAUGUGGAACUCUCCAGAAACCGAGGGUAUGAACACCAACCAGCGAGCUUUCUUUUUGUCUAAGAAACUGUUCGAAACGCAUAGCCGGGCACUUGAUGUGUACCCUUCGAUGACCUGGGAAGAUUUUCAGUCUGCUGCGGCCGGGAGAUGGGAGUUGAUUGGGCUGCUCUUUACUCUAACAGGCCUAGCCACGGACUGGGUCCCUCAUAGUGACCGCGUCUUCUUACGUCCAAAUAUGAUGGAUCCGAAGAGUCUCGCUAUAACUGCCACUGCUGUGGGAGACAUAUGUCUUCAGUUCUGCGAUAGCACUGGAAUUGUGAAUGACAUUGUAGCCUGGCUGCUAUUGCAUCAGGUCACGCUUUUGGCAAUAGUCUAUGGUGAAAGUGACUUUCGACCGUGGAGAAAAUUAGGAGAGUUAUCGACAACGCUGUUUGCGCUCGGGCUGCAUCAGGAUUCUAGCAAAAAUGCCCCAUUCUUUCUUUCUGAGAUGCGAAAAAGAACUAUGGUUGCGGCGUAUUUUAUGGACAAAGGACUCGCCACUUUUCUAGGUCGCCCGCCGCUCAUCAGCUGGCGCUACUGUGAUAUUCAAAUGCCACUUGACUUGAGCGUCGAAGAAAUAUUUGCCGAUUCAGCUGUUCGUAAUGCGGCUAUCGCUCGACUGGAUGAGGAGACUGGAUGGAAUUUGGAGUCAAGCUUGAUGAAGGGAACGUGGCCUCGAAUUUCCUUGAUCACUAGCGUUUUCCGUGAGAAGGUCUUGGAACUUUCACUGAGUCGGCAACUCGACAAUCUCAGCCAGAGGGUCCAGGAGCUUUCACGCGAAUCUCGCCAAUUACGACAGGGACUACCGGAAUUUCUUCAUUGGAAACCUAAUAUUGACGGGGCACUCAUUUCCAAAGUAGAAUAUGAUCUCCUUUUCGAGGUUCACAUAGAGUUUCUCUACAACGAUUUCCUGCUCUACCGGACCCUCGGCAAACGCACCCAGACACAGCCCGAGGAAGUUCUUGGCAUCGCUCGAGAGAUACUCAAAACAUUGGUCAUUAUGAUUUCCCAGAAGACUCGCUCUAGACAACCCAUCAAAGAUAUUGGACUAAAUGUAUGCUUACCGGGUCUUCCUUCUGCUGGUGUUCUCUGUGCAGAAUUACUGCGCCGAGCCCGAUCGCCUGUGACAAACUCUUUUCCGGAGUUUCCUCGUUCAGAAGUCAUUCAAAAUUUGACCCUUUUCGCGGCAUAUCUAGACACCAUCAUUCAGCCCAAUGAUUCUAACUAUAUGUACCGUGUCGCCCAGCAGGGCCAAAAGGCAAUCCGCCACGUUUUGGACCAAGUUCUCUCCGGCGAAGGUCUCUCCUCUGUCGUAGAAGACACUGAAACUAGUGACAAGUUGGUUGAUGAUGCCAGCUUGCUUGACAGUAUGAAUAUCGAUGAUCCUGACUUAUUUCUUGGUUGGCUUGAUGGGAAUAUGCAACACAUGUCCGACUCUUGGCUAGGAUGGGUCAAUUUUACAUGA